GAUUAGAAUGCAUUUGAGGUUAAUUUAAGAUGAAUUUCAUUUCAUUUACACGAACUUUUCUUUUUUAAAACUAGAAGGCGGGUACCUUCACUCACACAAACCAACCCACAGCCCACGCCGCAGUCGAGAAGAACGAAAAAGGAAAAAAAACUUCAAAUCCAAGCUGAGGAUCAUACAGAAUGGCGGAUGGUGAGGAUAUUCAGCCUCUUGUUUGCGACAAUGGGACUGGAAUGGUGAAGGCUGGAUUUGCCGGAGAUGAUGCACCAAGGGCGGUGUUUCCGAGUAUUGUGGGACGCCCUCGCCACACAGGAGUGAUGGUGGGGAUGGGGCAGAAAGAUGCCUAUGUAGGAGAUGAGGCUCAAUCAAAGAGGGGUAUUUUGACAUUAAAAUAUCCAAUUGAGCAUGGGAUUGUUAGUAACUGGGAUGAUAUGGAGAAAAUCUGGCAUCAUACAUUUUACAAUGAGCUGCGUGUGGCACCUGAGGAGCAUCCGGUUCUUCUCACUGAGGCUCCUCUGAAUCCCAAGGCUAAUCGUGAGAAAAUGACCCAGAUAAUGUUUGAGACUUUCAACACUCCUGCUAUGUAUGUUGCUAUUCAGGCUGUUCUUUCUCUGUAUGCUAGCGGUCGUACAACUGGUAUUGUUUUGGACUCUGGAGAUGGUGUGAGUCACACAGUUCCCAUCUAUGAAGGCUAUGCCCUUCCACAUGCCAUUCUUCGUCUCGAUUUGGCAGGUCGUGACCUUACAGACGCACUUAUGAAAAUCUUGACUGAGCGUGGUUACUCUUUCACCACAACAGCUGAACGGGAAAUUGUAAGGGACAUGAAGGAGAAACUAGCCUACAUAGCUCUUGAUUACGAACAAGAGCUAGAGACGGCAAAGACCAGCUCAUCUGUAGAGAAGAGCUAUGAACUACCUGAUGGACAGGUCAUCACUAUCGGGGCUGAACGGUUCCGGUGUCCUGAAGUCCUCUUCCAACCAUCCAUGAUUGGAAUGGAAGCUGCUGGCAUUCACGAAACCACAUACAACUCUAUCAUGAAGUGUGAUGUUGAUAUCAGGAAGGAUCUCUACGGCAACAUUGUUCUCAGCGGUGGCUCCACUAUGUUCCCAGGCAUUGCCGAUAGAAUGAGCAAGGAGAUCACAGCAUUAGCCCCAAGUAGCAUGAAGAUCAAGGUGGUAGCACCACCGGAGAGGAAAUACAGUGUCUGGAUCGGAGGCUCCAUUUUGGCUUCCCUNAAAAAAAAUAUUUCCUUACUAUUUCCUUAUUUGUUUACACUAAAAACUUCGUGCGAGAUCAAGUUAUCGUAA
Messenger RNA from Pistacia vera, 1304 nucleotides. Its product is annotated as actin-66-like. The transcript has 4 exons. NCBI's taxonomy places the organism in Eukaryota, Viridiplantae, Streptophyta, Magnoliopsida, Sapindales, Anacardiaceae. The coding region runs from base 180 to 1304 and encodes 374 amino acids. Gene Ontology annotation, cellular component: cytoplasm. The record is from RefSeq and is a predicted model, not a curated record.